Ilyonectria robusta is the source of this 4992-nucleotide messenger RNA. RefSeq names its product ABC-2 type transporter-domain-containing protein. Gene Ontology annotation, biological process: transmembrane transport. The transcript has 11 exons. The record is from RefSeq and is a predicted model, not a curated record. Bases 423 to 4844 code for a protein of 1473 amino acids. Gene Ontology annotation, molecular function: ATP hydrolysis activity; ATP binding; ABC-type transporter activity. Gene Ontology annotation, cellular component: membrane. Lineage: Eukaryota; Fungi; Ascomycota; Sordariomycetes; Hypocreales; Nectriaceae.
GUGAUCCACUGCGGAAUUCCUGCUGGGUCCCGGAGUCUAGCUGCGGCAUCCCAAACGCCGGCAGCCCUUUGUCUCCCGAGAUGAGCUUCUCGUCCACCUGACGCCGUCGUAUUGCGGCGUUCUAGCGGAGGCCUCGUUGGCUGGCCGUGACAUGUGAAUAUCUCCCGUUGGAAAAUUCCAAGGAUCAGGUCGUCGGAGAUGGGAGAUGACGCCAAUCCCGACGUGGGAGAUCCCGAGAUAGACAUCCGAUUUACGGUUGGCUGAUGCAAGUGCCGCUCCAUCCACGUUUCCACCUGUAUAUAAAUCUAUGUUAAAGUUCCCCUGUACUUUCUCAAUGCACUUUGAAGCAUCUCCAUUCGUUUCUCUCUACUUCAUUCUGCUUCAAUUUCCCUUCAAGGCGCAAUUCCACUCUCUUCCCGCCAAUGGUCACCAUGGCAGAGUUAGAGAAACCCCGGGAGCGUGCCUCUUUGUCCUCCGAUGAUCAAGCCGACGGAUCUGACACCAUUUCAGAGAGCGCCGAAGAGAAUGUCGUCAGCCUAGCCAGAUCCUUCUCUGUUUCACGAACCUUCUCCGCCUUUCCACCAGAUAUCAAUCCAUUCCUCUCCACAGAUCCCAAGCUCGAUCCAAACUCUCCGGACUUUGACCCCAAGCGCUGGGCAGGUGCCCUCCUCCAUGCAUUCUCACGGGAUCCUGUCAAGUACCCUCGCCAUACUGCUGGAGUCUCCUACCGGAACCUAGGUGUUUAUGGGUUUGGCACCUCGACUGACUACCAGAAAGAUGUCCUGAAUGUUCUAUGGGAGGCACCCCUGAAGCUUGCAGACUGGGCCGUUCGACGAAAGAGCAAAAUUCAGAUCUUGAAUGGGUUUGAUGGCUUGGCUAAGAGUGGCGAGAUGGUACUCGUCUUGGGCCGACCUGGGAGUGGUGUCUCUACUUUACUCAAGUCCAUAUCUGGGCACACGCUUGGGUUGCAUCUUGAUACGUCCUCCGAGUUCAAUUAUCAAGGCAUCCCAUGGAACGUGAUGCAUGACCAUUUCCGUGGAGAAAUCAUCUACCAGGCUGAGACGGAUAUCCAUUUCCCACAGCUCACCGUCGGAGAUACUCUCCUCUUUGCAGCUCUUGCAAGAACGCCACAGAAUCGUCUUGAUGGGGUGUCUCGAAAGGCUUACGCCCAGCACCUCAGGGACGUCGUCAUGGCCAUUUUCGGAAUUUCCAAUACGAUGAACACCAAAGUCGGUGAUGAUUUUGUUCGUGGUGUUUCUGGGGGUGAGCGAAAACGUGUCAGUAUCGCCGAGGCAACUCUCAACCAGAGCACCAUCCAGUGCUGGGACAACAGCACUAGGGGCUUGGAUAGCGCAACCUCUCUUGAGUUUGUCAAGACUCUGAGGCUGAGCACACGUAUGGGAGGUACAAGUGCCAUUGUAGCCUUGUACCAAGCCAGUCAGCUUGCGUACGAUGAGUUCGACAAAGUCGCCGUCCUUUAUGAGGGUCGACAGAUGUACUUUGGGCCCAGGGAGUCAGCGAAAGAGUAUUUUACGAACAUGGGGUACCACUGUCCCGAUCGCCAGACGACGGCUGACUUCCUCACCUCGUUGACCAACCCUUCUGAGCGGAUUGUGCGACCUGGCUUCGAAGACAAAGUGCCUAGAACGCCGGACGAGUUUGCUGAUGAAUGGAGAAUGAGCCAAACGAGAGCAGAAUUGCUUCGAGAAAUCGCCGCCUUUGAAGAACAGUACCCACUACAUGGCCCUGAGCUUCAGAAGUUCCGCGAAGCAAGAAGUGCUCAACAGGCACCACUCCUGCCAACAUCAAGUCCUUACACGAUCUCCAUCCCGAUGCAGAUCCAGCUCUGCAUGACCCGCGGAAUCCAACGGCUCCUUGGCGACAAGACUUUCUUCGUCAUCACCGCUCUAGGCAACUUUUUCAUUUCCCUUGUCCUCGGAAGUGUCUUUUUCGAUCUCGCCGACACCGCAGAAACUAUGGGCAGUCGGUGCUCGAUCAUCUUCUUCGCCAUCUUGUUCAAUGGAUUGAGCAGCGCUCUUGAGAUCCUUUCUCUCUAUGCACAACGACCCAUCGUUGAGAAGCAUACUCGCUACGCACUCUACCGGCCAUUCUCUGAAGCCAUAUCAUCCACAAUUUGCGACCUGCCACUUAAAGUCAUCUCUACCCUGGCAUUCAAUGUCCCUCUCUACUUUAUGUCACACCUUCGUCGGGACGCUUCAGCUUUCUUCAUAUUCUUGCUCUUCGGGUUCAGCACCACAUUGACGAUGUCUAUGAUUCUCCGCACCAUUGGCCAAUCCACCAAGACAGUUCACCAGGCUCUAGCCCCUGCAGCAUUGCUGAUCCUUGCACUGGUCAUUUACACCGGUUACAUUCUCCCUACGCGAAAUAUGAAAGGAUGGCUCAGAUGGAUCAACUAUGUGAACCCAAUCGCAUACGGAUAUGAGGCCUUGGUCGCGAACGAAUUCAGGAACCGAAGUUUUCCGUGUUCGAUAAUGAUCCCAAUGGGUGGUCCCUAUGCAGACGUCACCCCGCUUCAACAGACUUGUGCUACUGCUGGAGCGGCUCCCGGUGACAAUUUCAUUGUCGGCGACACCUACAUUGAAGCAGCAUAUGGCUAUAAAUAUUCGCACCUGUGGAGGAACUUUGGCAUUCUUGUCGGCUUCUUUAUCUUUUUCUCACUGGCUUACAUCUUCGCUUCCGAAUACUUCUCACUCAGCCCUUCUAAGGGCGAGGUUCUCGUCUUCCGACAAGGAUAUCGACAACGCCAGUCUAAAUCUCGCGAUGAGGAGUCUGCUGACGUUGGAGUUCCCCAAACUUCUAUCCCCCCGGACACUCCUGCCACAAGCUUACCUGGCACUGAGAAAAUGAUUAAAAUCCAAAGACAAACGGCUGUUUUUCAUUGGAAAGAUCUGUGUUAUGACAUCAACAUCAAAGGAGAAAACCGACGGAUCCUUGACCGAGUAAAUGGAUGGGUAAAACCCGGUACUUUAACGGCCCUCAUGGGUGCUACCGGAGCUGGAAAAACUACCCUCCUUGAUGUUCUUGCAGACCGAGUUACAAUGGGUGUUGUGACUGGCGAUGUCCUCCUCAACGGACAUCCACGAUCAAAUUCUUUCCAAAGAAAGACCGGCUAUGUUCAACAACAGGAUAUUCAUCUGGGAACCUCGACAGUUCGAGAAGCUCUCAGGUUCAGCGCCGAGCUUAGGCAGCCUGCUUCGACAACCAGGCAGGAGAAAUAUGAGUAUGUUGAAGAAGUGAUUCGGUUGCUGGAAAUGGAAGCAUACGCAGAUGCGGUGAUAGGUGUGCCAGGUGAAGGUCUCAACGUCGAGCAGCGAAAGCGUCUUACUAUUGGUGUCGAGUUGGCCGGCAAGCCCGAUCUUCUGCUAUUCCUCGAUGAGCCGACCUCAGGCUUGGACAGUCAAACUGCUUGGUCUAUUACUGCUCUCAUCCGAAAACUUUCGGACCACGGACAAGCAAUUCUUUGCACUAUCCAUCAACCUUCUGCCAUGUUGUUCCAACAGUUUGAUCGCCUCUUACUCCUAGCUCGGGGCGGCAAGACCGUGUACUUUGGCGACAUUGGCGAGAAUUCCAAGGUUAUGACCAACUACUUUGAAAAGUUUGGGGCAGUCCCUUGCUCUGCAAAGGAGAACCCUGCGGAGUGGAUGCUUCGCGUCAUCGGUGCCGCCCCAGGUGCCCAUACGGAUCGAGAUUGGACAGCUACUUGGAGAGAAAGCCCCGAAUAUACCGCUGCUCAAGCUGAGCUGGAAAAGCUCGCAGGUCUUAGAGCCACGGCUCCGAGCCCAGAGAGUGCUUCCGAUUCAAGCACCACCUAUGCAGCCCCAGUUCAACUCCAAUUUUGGGUUUGCAUGAAGCGUGUUUUUGAACAAUACUGGCGAACACCGACUUACAUCUACGCCAAGUUGCUUCUUUGCUUGGGCAACAGUUUAUUCAUCGGCCUCUCCUUCCAAGACUCACCUCUUUCGAUUCAAGGUCUCCAAAACCAACUAUACUCGAUCUUCAUGCUUGUUGUCAUUUUCGCGUUCUUGAUGUACCAGACGAUGCCGAAUUUCAUUGCCCAGAGGACUCUCUAUGAAGGGCGUGAAAGGUCCUCGAAGACGUAUUCCUGGUAUGUUUUCGUGGUGUCGAACCUGGUGGUUGAGAUGCCGUGGAACUCCUUGGCUGCACUUGUCAUCUACCUGCCGUUCUAUUUCCUGGUCGGUAUGUAUCAGAACGGUGAGGUCACCGGUACGGAGCACGAAAGAGGUGGCUUAAUGUUCUUACUGUUGUGGGCUUUCAUGAUCUACGAGGGAACUUUCGCAGACAUGGCCGUGGCGGGUGUGCCCACGGCAGAGAUUGGUGCUACCCUCUCGCUGUUGCUGUUCAUGAUGACUCUGAUCUUUUCUGGCGUUAUCGUUGCAUACUCCAGCCUUCCAGGAUUCUGGAAGUUUAUGUAUCGGGUCUCGCCAAUGACAUACAUCAUCAGCGCAAUGCUCUCCGACGGCGUAGCAAAACAAGAAGUUCAAUGUUCUGCUAUUGAGUUCCUGACAUUGCAGCCCGCCAACAAUCUCACCUGCGGUGAAUAUCUCGAGCCAUUCAUGCAAGCAGCUGGCGGUUCGCUCCAAGACCCGUCGAGCACCGAUCAGUGCAUGUUCUGUUCUGUUGCUCAGACUGAUGUAUAUCUGCAGGCGGUGGGAAUAGAAUAUGAUGACCGAUGGAGAAACUUUGGACUAAUUUGGGUAUACAUCAUCUUCAAUUGCUUUCUUGCGGUAGGCGUUUACUGGCUGGCAAGGGUUCCCAAGAAGAAUACAUGGGCUAAGGUGAAGGCAUUAUUCGCUCGAGAAUGAACAGGGUUCGACUUCGAGAGGGGGAAGGGAAGGUAGACAAUACACACACAUAGACUGGACAAAGUUAGACACUAUUUUCAUAAUUUGUAGACAUUUUUAGAGUAUUGUUAUUCGUAAGUAGAUAGAAAUUGCAGACAUUUAUUAGGGC